Loa loa (African eye worm) is the source of this 620-nucleotide messenger RNA. RefSeq lists its product as hypothetical. Gene Ontology annotation, molecular function: phosphotransferase activity, for other substituted phosphate groups. Gene Ontology annotation, cellular component: membrane. Lineage: Eukaryota; Metazoa; Nematoda; Chromadorea; Rhabditida; Onchocercidae. Gene Ontology annotation, biological process: phospholipid biosynthetic process. The transcript is spliced from 3 exons. The annotation marks the transcript as partial. The record is from RefSeq and is a predicted model, not a curated record.
GUGGUGUCGUCCUUACUGUUCUAUUUUCAUUCUUAUUCUGGGAGAUGUGUUUUAUUCGGUUUGAUUUUCUGGGAGUAUGUUUUAUUCGGUUUUCGGUCUUUUUGUUUUAUUUGUUUUGAUAGUGGUUUGAAUGAAUUACAGAACUACACUUAAUAUUACUUCUUCGAUGACCUAUGACCGCAGUCGUGGAGACAGUAAGUUUAGAAGAGACAGUAAGUUCAGUAAGUCUCGACCUUUGUCUGUAGUAUGCGUCCAAAUGUUGUCGAUUUGAGGGUGGAAUGCUUCGGAGGAUAUGGCUUCAGCAUCUGAUGCUAUGUCGAAAAACACUACCUCUGGUAAUAUAUCCUAGCGCGGCUUCCUUUCCGACUAUUAUUUCUGCUUCUUCAACAAGAUCUUUGAACUUUGACCGCAAUGGUAAAAUCUACACUUCUCAACACGUUGCGAAAGUAAAAACAAAAUUAGACGAGAAUCAAAGUGAAUCUGGGAACAAAAUUGCAACUAUACCAAAUGCCUUGUGCUUAUUCAGAAUUGGAUUGACGCCGGUAGUUGGAUAUUUAAUAAUAAAAGAAUCAUAUAUGACUGCACUGGCCUUAUUUGCUGUUAGUGGAAUAACGGAUUGG